GUAGCUUGCGGCCUCCCUCGCCACUCUCCGCUCGUGCCCGAAGCGCUCUCGUUGCUCAUUGGCUCUUUCUCACGGACAGCAGGAAAAGUGACAGUUUAGCCGACAGGAUCAAAAGAAAUAGAGGCAGUGAGAGGCGGGCACGAGGAGGCCAUUUUGAUUGGUCAUGCAUCAUGGAGGAUAAUGAGGGCAAUGAAAUUACAGCCGCACCAAACACUCAGCACUGUCCCUCAGAUUCCACCACAGAUGACAGUAGCAACCAAGAAGAUUAUGCCUUCCCCGUGUUUGUACGCUCUCCGACUUGUGCCCGCUGCCGCAAUCAUGGCAUCGAGGUCCCACUGAAAGGCCACAAAAACAGCUGCCAGUUCCAGGGCUGCCAGUGUGCGAAAUGUAUCCUUAUUCUACAGAGACGCCGUGUCAUGGCUGCACAGGUAGCCCUACGCAGAAAGCAAGAGAUGGAGCUGAGGAAACAGCUGGCCAGUGCUUCGCUGAGAUUUCCGGACAGCUGCUCGGGAAACUCCCUCGAUUUCGACAAACCACUGAAAGGGUAUAAGCUAUGCAGAGGAGGAACGGAAAAGAAGGAGAAUGAAGAACCCUUGAAAGAUCCAGAGGAUGGGUUCAGGGGGGUCUCAGGACUCCUUCGAAGACAAAGGCGGAGAGCCACAAGAAAGGAAAGCUCCUGGCUGCCUCUGUCUCACUGCUCUAAGGUGACAGAGCCACCCUGGACCUGUGGAGUACCUCAACCAGCCCAUCCUGCGUGGUUCCCCCCACCACUUCCUAUGCCCCCGGCAUCUUUUUGUCCCUUCUUGCCUCAAGAACAUUCCUAUCAGAUUUCAGGAACAAGGGAGAAAUGA
Molecule: messenger RNA, 851 nt
Organism: Pogona vitticeps (central bearded dragon)
Lineage: Eukaryota; Metazoa; Chordata; Lepidosauria; Squamata; Agamidae
Source: RefSeq, a predicted model, not a curated record